AAAAAUAUGUGGGUAUAAGUGAAAAAAACCCUACUAAUUAUUGAGUACAGUUGAAAAUUGAUAAAUUUAUUGGAUACAGCUGAAAAUUUUUAAAAGUACAUCAGUAUAAAUAAAAAAACCCUAAAUAUUUUUAUAAAGUUAAUAAGAAAAAUUUAUUAUAAGAAUAACAAAUAAAAUAUCUAAAAUGACAAAUUGAAAAUUACUCCGCCCAACAUACCCGUGCUUUCACUAGUAGGAACAUAAAACGUGAUUAAAACAACCUUUUGUCUCUUAUAAAACACAAGAUCAAAUUUGUCAAGUUGUCACUUGUCCAACAUUUCAAUUCUUUGCUCUCCGAAGAAACGGAGUAAUAAUGAUGUCUUUCUCUCUCCUCCAUUCCGCCGCCGGCACUGCAACAUCUACAUUCGAAUCUAUCCCCUCCGGCCGCCGCCAUUUCUAUCCUGAUUUCUCUCUCCGUCGUCUCCCAAAGCUUAACCGUCAUUGUUCCACCAUUGUUAAAGCUAGUGUUAUCUCUCCCGAAGAAACUUUCACUAGGAAACCUCUUCCGUCUCUAUCUUCUUCGUCUCCGGUGUUGAAACUCGUUUCCAGCAAUUCUCUUCAGUAUGAGAGUGGUUUCCUUGGUGCUGUUCCCGAUUCUUCAUCGCUUGAUUCGGAAGCCGUUUCUACGGUUGCUAUGGAGUAUUUGACGAAUAUAUUGCUGUCUAAAGUUUAUGAUGUUGCUGUCGAGUCGCCAUUGCAACUCGCUGAAAAGCUCUCUGAUAGGUUAGGUACUAAUUUCUGGCUUAAAAGAGAGGAUUUACAACCGGUUUUCUCAUUCAAGUUGCGGGGUGCUUACAAUAUGAUGGUAAAGCUUCCAAAGGAGCAAUUGGAAAGAGGGGUUAUAUGUUCAUCAGCAGGAAAUCAUGCGCAGGGGGUGGCUUUGUCUGCUAAGAAACUGGGGUGUAAUGCUGUGAUUGUUAUGCCUGUGACUACACCAGAAAUAAAGUGGAAAUCUGUUGAGAGGCUGGGUGCCACUGUUGUCCUUGUGGGAGACUCUUAUGAUGAGGCACAAGCAUAUGCUAAGAAUAGGGCUGAAGAGGAGGGACGGACAUUUAUACCUCCAUUUGACCAUCCAGAUGUCAUUAUGGGGCAAGGGACCAUAGGCAUGGAGAUUGUGAGCCAAACAAAAGGCCGUCCAUUGCACGCAAUCUUUGUCCCAGUAGGUGGUGGUGGACUCAUAGCUGGUAUUGCUGCUUAUGUGAAAAGAGUCAAACCAGAGGUCAAAAUUAUAGGGGUGGAACCAUCUGAUGCCAAUGCAAUGGCUCUGUCAUUACACCAUGGACAAAGAAUUAUGCUGGAUAAAGUUGGAGGAUUUGCAGAUGGUGUAGCUGUUAAAGUGGUCGGGGAGGAAACUUUUCGCAUAUGCAAGGAAUUGAUAGAUGGUGUAGUGCUUGUUAAUCGGGAUGCCAUUUGUGCUUCCAUAAAGAACAUGUUUGAGGAGAAACGGAGUAUACUGGAACCUGCAGGGGCUCUUGCUCUCGCUGGUGCUGAAGCCUAUUGCAAAUACUAUGGCAUAAAGAAUGAAAAUGUUGUUGUAAUCACCAGUGGUGCAAAUAUGAACUUUGAUAGGUUGAGAUUAGUCACUGAACUUGCGGAUGUUGGUCGGCAGCAGGAAGCCGUGCUCGCAACUUUUAUGCCUGAAGAACCUGGUAGCUUCAAAAUAUUUACUGAAAUGAUAGGACCAAUGAAUAUUACUGAAUUUAAAUACAGAUCUAACUCUGCAAAACAAGAGGCUUUAGUUCUCUACAGUGUUGGCCAUCAUACUGUUUCUGAACUUGAAGCAAUGAAGGAGCGCAUGGAAUCUUCUAAGCUUCAAACUAUUAACUUGACAAAUAAUGAUCUGGUUAAGGAUCAUUUACGGCAUUUGAUGGGAGGUCGAUCAAAUUUGCAAGAUGAAGUUCUUUGUAGGUUUGUCUUUCCGGAACGACCAGGAGCUCUUAUGAAUUUUUUGGAUGUGUUUAGCCCACGAUGGAAUAUUAGUUUGUUCCAUUACCGUGCACAAGGUGAAGCCGGUGCUAACGUAUUAGUCGGCGUCCAAGUACCUUCGUCAGACAUUGACGAAUUUCGAGAGCGAGCUGAUAACCUCGGGUAUAUGUAUGCUAUAGAGAGUGACAAUGAGUUGUAUGAUGUAUUGAUGCACUGACCCAUAAGGAAGUGGUAUCGUUAUUUAUAAAUGGUAGUAGUAUUUGGUGACGAAAAGAAGACAAUAAAUGGUACUGCAAACAUAUUAGUGAAGGUAGUAGUGGCAAAGAGAAUCCAUUGUGUAUCAUCUAGAGAUUGAUGAUUCCUUGCUACACGAACAUCUUUUUAUUGUCAUUUCUUACCACUGCAAGGCUGUAAGCUAUAUCGAGUCUGUUUCCAUUACUAAGUUUAUGUUGAGCCAAAACUUCUCUAGAACUCCUAUUUUAUGCAAUAAAUGUUACGCGAGUUUUUAACUUGCGUUUUAUA
This is a messenger RNA of Amaranthus tricolor (Joseph's coat), 2487 nucleotides long. Its product is annotated as threonine dehydratase 1 biosynthetic, chloroplastic-like. The transcript is spliced from 9 exons. NCBI's taxonomy places the organism in Eukaryota, Viridiplantae, Streptophyta, Magnoliopsida, Caryophyllales, Amaranthaceae. The record is from RefSeq and is a predicted model, not a curated record. Bases 353 to 2182 code for a protein of 609 amino acids. Gene Ontology annotation, biological process: L-threonine catabolic process. Gene Ontology annotation, molecular function: pyridoxal phosphate binding; threonine deaminase activity.